AUGGCUUUCCUACAGUUCACGGAAGGUGCUAGUCAGCCACCGACUGCCUCAAGCAUCCCCAAACAGCUACUACCCAAUAUCGUGGAUGGACUGGCAAGCAUCAAGCCACAUGGCGACUUUGCAUUCAUUCCGAAAUCCUACACUUCAUACUCCGAGGGGUAUCGAAGGGUGGCGUAUCGCGAUCUAGCAAGUGCUGUGAACCUUGCAGCCUGGUUACUCACUGAAAAGCUGGGCCAGAAUGCAGAGCGCCAGGUGCUGGCGCAUGUCGGGGCCAACGACAUUGGAUAUCCUAUCUACACUUUGGCGUGUGUUAAGGCUGGGCAUACCCUUGUCUCGCUGUCUCCUCGCAAUACCAAAGAAGACCAUGCCGCUUUGCUGGAGAUCACACGCUUCAAGUACGUCCUGACACCAGCGCCACCGUAUUCGCCUACAGUCCAUACCAUCCUCGAAGGUGCAUCCCAGAAACCCGAAAUCAUACACGUCCCAACGACGUUCGAGCUUUUGGAAAGACAAUCCUCGCAUUUCCCCUAUCCCAAAACAUUCGCAUCCGCCAAGGACGAGCCCCUCGUGAUGGUGCACACUUCAGGCACGACCGGCACGCCGAAGCUCAUUACCUGGACGCAUGCCUAUGCAGCCGCCUACAGUGCGUGGGCACAAGAACCACCUCCCCCGGGCUGUGAGAACACCGUCAACUUUUUACGGAAAAGCCGAUGCUUCACACCCUUUCCAUUCUUUCACGCCGGUGCAAUGUUCAUAACCCUCAUGGACUCGCUCGUCAACCAGAAAACAAACGUCAUACCUCUCGCAGGCGUCCCCCCAACGGCUCAAGGAAUCGUCGAAGCGCUCAAGUUGGUCGAUAUUGAUGUCCUGAACCUACCGGCCCCGUUUGCGGAGCAGAUCUCCAAGAGCGACGAGAUGCUGAAUUCGGUGACCAAGAGCAUCAGCAUGGUCACCUACGGCGGCGGCGACGUCAGCGAAGCCUGCGUCAACGCCUGGAUCUCCCGCGGCGUCAACAUCGCUGGCUUCAAUGGGUCGACCGAGACGUCUCCGUAUCCCCUGAUCCGACCCCUGGAGGGCUGGAAGCCGGCGGAUGUGAAGUACAUCCAACUUCAUCCGGUGGUGAAUAUGAAGUUCCGGCCGACUGCUAUUACGGACAUGUUUGGAGCGACUCUGGUUAGGAAUAGCGAUGAGCGCACGAUACAGCCGGUGUUUCAUCUCUUUCCUGAACUUAUGGAAUACCGCACGAAAGAUCUCUUCAGCCCGCAUCCGACUGAUCCAGGCCUUUGGCUGUAUCGAGGCCGGGCGGACGAUAUGAUCAAUGCCGCUUCGGGACUGAUGAGCAACCCCAUCAAAUCCGAGCAGCAUAUCUCUCGACGGCCUGACGUCGCAGCUGCACUGAUGGUCGGGUCCGGCCGAUACCAGAUGUUAUUACUAGUGGAGCCCGCAGACGAUACCGUAUCGCGAGAGGAGUUUGUCGAGCGGAUCUGGCCUGCCGUAGGAGAGGCGAACGAGAUGUAUCCCGAAGAUUGUCGCAUUGCGCGGAGUCAUGUUCUGGUGACUGAUCCUGAGGUUCCAUUAAGAAGGGCCGGGAAGGGAACAGUGCAGCGGGCGCCUUCUUUGGACCUGUACAAGGAGAGGAUUGAUCGAUUCUACGAGGAGGCGGGAGAUGGAAAGGUUGGGGGAAAUGGCAGUGUAGAACCGUACAAGGUGCAUUUAGCUAUGAAGCAGUAG
Zasmidium cellare ATCC 36951 is the source of this 1731-nucleotide messenger RNA. RefSeq lists its product as uncharacterized. NCBI's taxonomy places the organism in Eukaryota, Fungi, Ascomycota, Dothideomycetes, Mycosphaerellales, Mycosphaerellaceae. The transcript is spliced from 2 exons. The record is from RefSeq and is a predicted model, not a curated record. The coding region runs from base 1 to 1731 and encodes 576 amino acids.